Salmo salar (Atlantic salmon) is the source of this 4833-nucleotide messenger RNA. RefSeq names its product hyperpolarization activated cyclic nucleotide-gated potassium channel 2b (gene hcn2b). Gene Ontology annotation, cellular component: axon; dendrite; membrane. Gene Ontology annotation, molecular function: voltage-gated potassium channel activity. The record is from RefSeq and is a predicted model, not a curated record. Lineage: Eukaryota; Metazoa; Chordata; Actinopteri; Salmoniformes; Salmonidae. Gene Ontology annotation, biological process: sodium ion transmembrane transport; potassium ion transmembrane transport; regulation of membrane depolarization.
UGACAAAAAUAUCUAAAGACGCUGAGGCAGCUAACUUUGUAGAAAUUAAUAUUUGUCAUUCUCAAAACUUCUGGCCACAACUGUAUACUGGAACAUUGCUUAUGUUGUGGGAGGCAAUUUGUCUGCCUAGGUCCUAGGGAGACUAGUAAAUGAGUGGACUAAAAGUCUGAUUUCAUAGUCCAAACCGAUAUAGACUCGCUGUACAAUAUUACAUCAGUAGGUCUACACAUCCAAAUAAUUCUGAGAAGAUUCGACACCAGAGGGUGCCAUUUAAUCAUCAGUGGAGGAACCAUUGUGAUUCUAGGUGGCAUGGUUGACGUAGCCUAUCAAUGUGUUUGAAUAAAUCGACAUCUGUACUGGUGGAUAUUGUAGCCUAUAUUGGCACAUAUUCCAUUUCUCAGGUGAAGUAAUCCAACAGUAUUAUUUGGUGAUUACACAUGCAUGCUGUGCAUAAAAUGGAGUAAAUUUGCCGAUGUGCUGAUCGAUUGACCUUUCAAGGCUACUAUUGCAUUUGAAUGUUUCAAACUAUUUGUAUUGAAAAUACAAUAUUCAAAACAGAUAUAUAAAAUAUUUCACACUUGUAUGACUUUUUUUUCAUCACUUUCUUUGGUUCACCAUGCUGUCAUCUCACACUGGAACUUUCCCUUGGAUGUCAUUCGUGAGGAGGAGAGGAGGGCUCUGAGGUUAUAGGUAAUAGGACGGGCUCUCCGUUUCACUGUGACAUGAAACGAAUAGCCAGAUUGCAGCCAUAGCAACGCCACUGGUGCUGUAUCCUAAAGUGGUUUCCACUGGAUACAAUAGGCUGGGGCUGCUUUGAACUCGUCGCCGCCCAGCCACGCAAAGGUUCCGAAGGCGCGCACUCUAUUCCCGCGCGCUGUUAUGGACGAGGCCGAGGAUGGAGAAGAUGAGUCCAAAUUCCAGCAGCCUCUAUUGUGCGGAACCGGCUCCGUUGGUGGCGGAGGCGAUAGGAACGGUCUAAGUUUGAAGAUGAAGCAAUUUACGCCAGGAGGGGGAGCAUCGUCAACAGCGCGCAAGAACUCCAACAAUGAGCUGUGGUUCAUGCAAGGCGAAGAUUCCGCACCUUGUGCUCCUACAGGCGCCACAAACUGUGCUCUGUUAUGCCAGGGAGAUGCUGCUGCCCGUGGCGGCUCAUACUAUAGGGCUGGAAGGGACUCAGCCACAGGAUCAGCGGUAACCGGGUUGGCUACUUGUUGGACAGGUGAAGGCACUACCGGUGUGAUAUGCAACAACAACGGAGAUUGCAGAAGGGACCCCAACAUUUCAGGGAGCCUGUCCUCCAUCGUCUCUAGGCAGGAGAAACGGACAGGUGGAAUCGUUGCACCGGACAACGGGAAAAGGCCAACCAGAUGUAAUUCCAGAGUCGCCAGCAUGGACGGUUCGAUCACCUCAGCCGGGUCCUUAGCACAGGGGCAAGGGCCCGAGGUGGCCGGGGCCACAACUACUGGCAAUGAGAAAAAGGACUCCAGAGUUUCCUUCUCAAAUGCCCCUAAUAGAAAAUCAUCGUCCUCUGUGCAGAACCAACAGAACAGGAGUUCUCUCGCAUUUUUUAAAUCUGAGGAUGGACCCCAGAUUGUGCCAGAUGAUGGGGAACCGCAGGACAAUCGGACUUAUAUGCAGCGCCAAUUUAGUUCCAUGCUUCAGCCUGGAGUUAAUAAAUUUUCCCUGCGUAUGUUUGGGAGCCAAAAAGCGGUGGAAAAGGAACAAGAGCGCGUCCAAUCGGCCGGUAAUUGGAUUAUUCAUCCAUACAGCGAUUUCAGGUUCUACUGGGAUUUCACCAUGCUGAUGUUCAUGGUGGGCAACCUCAUCAUCAUCCCCGUUGGGAUCACCUUUUUCAAGGACGAGACCACCGCGCCCUGGAUCAUCUUCAACGUGGUCUCUGACACCUUCUUCCUCAUGGACCUGGUCCUCAACUUCCGCACAGGCAUUGUAUUUGAGGACAACACCGAGAUCAUCCUGGACCCCAGGAAGAUCAAGAGGACGUACCUAAAGACCUGGUUCUUGGUGGACUUUGUCUCCUCCAUCCCUGUGGAUUAUAUCUUCCUGAUCGUUGAGAAGGGGAUAGACUCCGAAUUGUAUAAGACGGCCAGAGCCCUGAGGAUCCUACGCUUUACCAAGAUCCUCAGUCUGCUGAGGCUGCUCAGGCUGUCCAGGCUCAUCCGCUACAUCCACCAAUGGGAAGAGAUCUUCCACAUGACCUAUGACCUGGCCAGUGCAGUGAUGCGUAUCUUCAACCUGAUUGGUAUGAUGCUGCUGCUGUGUCACUGGGAUGGCUGUUUGCAGUUCCUGGUUCCCAUGCUGCAGGACUUCCCCCAGGACUGUUGGGUCUCUCUCAACAAGAUGGUGAACGACUCGUGGAGCGAGCUGUACUCCUUUGCCCUGUUCAAGGCCAUGAGUCACAUGCUGUGUAUCGGUUACGGGCGCCAAGCCCCAGAAAGCAUGUCUGAUAUCUGGCUGACCAUGCUCAGUAUGAUCGUGGGUGCCACCUGCUAUGCCAUGUUCAUUGGCCACGCCACCGCCCUCAUCCAGUCCCUGGACUCAUCCCGGCGCCAGUACCAGGAGAAGUACAAACAAGUGGAGCAGUACAUGUCUUUCCACAAACUGCCGGCUGACUUCCGACAGAAAAUCCAUGACUACUAUGAACACAGAUACCAGGGCAAGAUGUUUGAUGAAGAGAGCAUCCUGGAGGAGCUUAAUGAACCACUGCGGGAGGAAAUUGUCAACUUCAACUGCCGUAAGCUGGUGGCAUCCAUGCCCCUGUUUGCCAAUGCUGACCCAAACUUUGUGACAGCCAUGUUGACCAAGCUCCGCUUCGAGGUCUUCCAACCCGGAGAUUAUAUCAUCAGGGAGGGCACCAUCGGCAAGAAGAUGUACUUCAUCCAACACGGUGUGACCAGCGUGCUGACCAAAGGAACUAUGGGCAUGAAGCUUUCUGAUGGAUCCUACUUUGGAGAGAUCUGUCUGUUGACCCGAGGCAGACGGACGGCCAGUGUGCGGGCGGACACGUACUGCCGUCUCUACUCCCUGUCUGUGGAUAACUUCAAUGAGGUGCUGGAGGAGUACCCAAUGAUGAGACGAGCCUUCGAGACUGUGGCCAUCGACCGACUGGACCGGAUAGGGAAGAAGAACUCAAUCCUAAUGCAUAAGGUUCAGCAUGACCUCAACUCGGGUGUCUUCAACAACCGAGAGAAUGAAAUUAUCCAAGAGAUUGUGAAAUAUGACCGUGAGAUGGUGCAGCAGGUGGACAUGCAGAGGCCUCGUGCCAUGUCCAUGUCCAACCCCCCCACGCACGGGGGCAUCUUCGCUCCUCCAGCCCCACCUCAGAGCUCAGCCAUCGCCACCCUCCAGCAGGCUGUGGCUAUGAGCUUCUGUCCCCCCAUGGCAGGCCCUCUGGUAGGGGCCGGGGCCCUGCAGUCACCCCGGAUGGUACGGAGGUUCCAGGUGAUGCAGAGCAUGUCAGCCUCCCCUCCUCCCCAGACUGAGCAGACCAUGCAGCCCCAGCUACACGCCGGUGGUGCCUUCGCCUCCGCCCUCUCCAGCCCCCCCAUCCAGAGCCCCCUAGCUGCUGGGGGACGGACAUUCCAGUACGGCCCCUCUUCUGGCUCCCAGCUCUCCCUGGUCCAGCAGAUCGUGCCCAGCUCCCCACACCGGCCCAACACCCAUAACAGCACCCGCUCUCUGCACAUGGGCAGUCUGAGUCAGGACGCCAGGGCAUUGUCUGCCUCUCAGCCCUCUCUGCCCCAGGGAGGGGCUCAACCCGUGGCCCCGAGCCCACCACAGUCCAACCGUGUUUCCUCAACCUCCAUUGGGCCACCUCAGACCCCCCCUGGCUCUGUGGGGCUCAGGAGCACUGUGACUCAUAGGAUGGUGCUGCCCCACCAGAUGUCUGUGGGGGCGUUUCCUCUAGCCUCCCUCCCGGGGACUCUGACAUCGCUGGGGACAGGCAUGGGUAUGGGAGUGGGCAUGGGAGCAGGCUUGGCGCCAGCCCAGCCGGACUCGGGUUUACCCAAAAAGGACUCCAAAGCCAGCCACCCUGAGACAGACCAUGUCAGAUCGAGGCUAUCUUCCAAUUUGUGACCUUUAUUAGAUUUCUGCAGAGCCAGGGGUUUUUGGUUGUGGGAACUGUGGAAGGUUUCGUCCUUCUACCCAAUAAUCUCCCCUCUCCCUGUCACGCGGGGCUGAAUAUGACUAUAUGCUGUGGGACCUUGGAGAGGGAGCGGGAGACCGGAGCUGAAAGACAAUGUAUAACUAACAAUAUAGUUAUUAUCAGAGGUGGGAUGUUUCUACUCCACCCACAGACAUAGAUAGUAGAUACCGGCCGUACGUAGUAGUAGCACCUUCUCCCCACAUCUCUCCUUUAUUUACUCUCUUUACUGUAACCAUAUUCAACAUAAAUAGCACGCAUCUCUCACCCACUAUUUAUAUAGUCGAACAAUACAAACUGGCAGGGACAAGAAGAAAAUCAGGAACCUGCUUCAGAUGACGGCCAUGACAUCAACGCUUUGCAGAAGUUGUUCUGGGAUUUCCUCUUUUCUCUACGGACUGGUUUUAACAAAAGUUCUACUCAUGUCACUGUAAUAUUGUUUCAGAAAACAAGAAAAUGUUUUUUUUAGACCAUGUCUUAAAUUAUUGCAUUUCUUUUUUUUUUUUUACAGGUUGGGCUUAAACAAAAUGUUGCAUUGUAUUAAUGGGAUUAAUAAUAUAUUUCUGAAAAAAAAACGAGUGGACAGAAUUUCACUGCCUUGAUUUCAACAUUUGAAGCCAUAUCCUUUGUGUGUGUGUGUGUGUGUGUGUGUGUGUGUGUGUGUGUGUGUG